Molecule: messenger RNA, 1711 nt
Organism: Lytechinus variegatus (green sea urchin)
Lineage: Eukaryota; Metazoa; Echinodermata; Echinoidea; Temnopleuroida; Toxopneustidae
Product: galactosylgalactosylxylosylprotein 3-beta-glucuronosyltransferase 3-like
Exons: 4
Coding region: 213-1253 (346 amino acids)
Biological process (GO): chondroitin sulfate proteoglycan biosynthetic process; carbohydrate metabolic process
Cellular component (GO): Golgi membrane
Molecular function (GO): galactosylgalactosylxylosylprotein 3-beta-glucuronosyltransferase activity
Source: RefSeq, a predicted model, not a curated record
CCCCACGCCCCCUGGAUCCGCCUAUGUAAUUCAAUGUAUCUCUAUCAUAACCAUAUAUCUAUAACCUACAUACUCAUCAAAUUGGCAAUUGACGAUGUGUCUUUGACAGACCGGAUAUGCAAUUCCGUCGCUAGCUUCAUUCACACGACACACGUCCACAAAAGGUAGCGAGGAAUGAUGUCUGCUUUGCUGGUAAAUAGAAUAUACCAAAGAUGCGGCGGUUAUUACGAAAUAGAAUGAUAUUCAUGGCAUAUUUUGUAGUUUCCUCAGGAAGUAUACUAUGGUUGGCAUCAACAUGCGGACCUGGAUGCAUGUCAGAUAUUGGAGAAGACUCUAUGUUAGAUUAUUACAAACAUGAGCUUGAAAGAACUAGAGCUAAUAUGAGGCAAACUGAAACUAAAUUAAGAACAAUCACUCAAACCUUGAACAAGCAAUAUGCCAAAGCUGCCAGUACUGUUAAUGAGAUUCUAGGAAUUGAGAGCCCUCGGGUACCGACCAUCUUUGCCGUCACACCAACGUACACCAGACCAGUGCAGAAGGCUGAACUAGUGCGGUUGAGCCAGACCUUCCUCCAUAUUAGAAACUUCCAUUGGAUAGUUGUGGAGGAUUCUGAGAGAAAGACCCAGCUCGUGUCUAAGUUCUUGGAAAACUCCGGCCUAGUGUACACCCACCUGAAUGUAAAAACAACAGAUGAGUACAAGUUAAAGGAGAAUGAGGCUUCUUGGAGGAAACCUAGGGGAGUUGAUCAAAGGAACCUUGCAAUUGACUGGAUUCUAGAGAAUGUUCCUGAAGAUAAAGAAGGGGUAGUCUACUUCGCAGAUGAUGACAACACAUACAGCUUGCAGAUUUUUGAAGAGAUGAGAACAACUCAGAGAGUCAGUGUGUGGCCUGUGGGACUUGUUGGUGCACUUCGCUUUGAGCGACCUAUUUUAAACGACGCAGGAAAGGUUACCUCUUGGUACACCAUGUGGGCACCUGACAGACCAUUCGGAAUGGACAUGGCUGGAUUUGCAGUGAGUCUCAAGCUCUUUAGGCAGCAACCACAUGCGAGGUUUGACAUCACCUCAAUGAGGGGCUAUGUGGAGUCUAGUCUUCUUGUACAGCUGGGAGUCAGAAAGGAAGACUUGGAACCUCUGGCAGAAAUGUGUACAAAGGUACUGGUCUGGCACACAAGAACUGAAAAACCCAAGUGGAAACAAGAGGACAAAUUGAUUGCACUCGGUAAACCAUCAGAUCCCAGAAUAGAAGUAUAAUCAUGAGGACAAGUCAUUCAUAAGAUAACUCCUCAAGCACAGGGAUAAGGAAAAUUAAACUAAUGUGCAAUUUUUUUACAGGAUAUUUUGUCUUUUAUAAACCUAUCAUGUUACUAUAGUAUAGACCACAUGCCUUAAAAGAGUCAAUGUUAAAGGACUCAAAUUAAAAGAAACAAACAUUGCGUGUCAACACAUAGAGCGAUAGUGGCAUAUGAAAGGUUCAGUAUUAAACACAGCCCCUAUUCAUCUCAUCUCUUCCAUGGAUUGAAUAACCGACAUGUAUCCUUUGCCACAUACCUCCAACAAAUAUUCCUUGUAAUGAUGGUACAGUGGAUCAAAAGUAAUGGGGGAUAGUUGCAUCUUCUCCUAUCCCCCUCCUUGGUGCCGUUUCAUAAAGCUGUUCGUAAGUAAGUUAAGAGCGACUUUAAGAACGACUGGUGAACCUUUCUUACAUGCUU